CCGGCGGGGACAGGGCUGGAGGUGCCCUGGCCAUGCCCAGCCUUUCUUUGCCCGCGGAGCCGGCGGGGCCGGGGCGGGCGCAGCCGCGGGGGCCGCUCGGUGAGGCGGAAGAGGCGGCGGCUCCUUCCCGCUGCGGCCGGGGACACGGAGAAUGAAAGUAAUGCCCUGGAAGGAGCUGCCACCCACAGCUGGAAGGGAAAAGCUGCCAGGGAAAAGUCGGGAAGAGGAGGCAGAGCUGCACCUGCACCACGACUGAGCAGAAGUUCUCGGACUUCCUCACUUUGCUCCAAGCCCUUGAAAUAGGAGAAGGUUGGAAUUUAUUUCCCUGUGUGGUUGGGGUUUCCUGAAGGACCUGAAUUGAUGUUUAUUUUCCCAAAUUUUCCCUUACGUAGCAGCCAGGAAGAUGCUCCAGCACUUGUGGAACAGAUUCUGAGGAGCACCAGCAGAUCCCGACCAUGGCACCGGUUCCAGUCAGUGCCUUGUACAUGAGACCCUUGAAAUGGAUUUUCCUGCUGCUGCUGGUGUUUUCCCUGGUAACCAUGUGGUACAUCACCUCCUCCUCCAACGCUGGCCUGGAGAGCAUCAACCUGCUCUACUUCUACGAGUACGAGCCCGUGUACCGGGAGCAGCGCCCGUUCUCGCUGCGCGAGCGCCCCAAGUGCGCCGACGUCCACCCCUUCCUGGUCAUCCUGGUGGCUUCCAGCCCCAGGGACGUGAAAGCCAGGCAGGCCAUCAGGAUCACGUGGGGCUCCCGGGAUUCCUGGUGGGGCCAGCGUGUCCUGACCCUGUUCCUGCUGGGGCGGGACACGCAGAAGGAGGACGGGGCGGCGGCGCUGUCGGUGGAGGACGAGAGCAUCCUCUACGGGGACAUCAUCCGCCAGGAUUUCAUGGACACUUAUGACAACCUCACCCUGAAGACCAUCAUGGCAUUCCAGUGGCUCUCUGAGUUCUGCUCCAACGCCAGGUUCUUCAUGAAGACCGACACCGAUGUCUUCAUCAACACUCCCAACCUGGUGAAGCUCCUGCUGCAGCUGAAUUCCUCGGAGAACGUCUUCACCGGGUAUCCCCUCAUCGACAACUUCGCCUACAGAGGCCUGGACAGGAGGAGGUACAUCUCCUACCAGGAAUAUCCCUUCAGGCUGUAUCCUCCCUACUGCAGCGGGCUGGGAUACAUACUGGAUGGAAAACUGGCUCUGAGGACCUACGAGCUGAUGGGCCACGUCAAACCUCUGAAAUUUGAGGAUGUUUAUGUGGGAAUUUGCUUAAAUAUACUCAAAGUCAACGUCACUGUUCCAGAGGAUGCAGAACAGUUCUUUCUCUAUAAAAUCGGCUUUGAUAUCUGUAAGUACAGACAUUUGAUUGCAGUUCAUGGCCUUACAUCAAAUGAACUGGUCCAGUUUUGGCAGGAUUUGUCAUCUGACACUUCAAAAACUUGCCUUUGAUUGUGGAUUUAUUUAGAAACUUCUGUUUGGUGCGAGAGUGGCCUCUAGAGAUGACUCUGACUGCUGGGGCAGCGUUUCUCGAGGGCAUUCCAAUGCUCUUCAGUAAAAACAGGGAUUCACAGAGCACUUUUCCAUGUGUGUACCCCACACCCAGAGGUUCCUUGGAACCCCCUGCCUCUGCUGCCUUUCCAUGUGCUCGGAGCAACCCUGGGAUUUCCCCCUGAAUCUUCUGGAAUGUACAAAAUGCCACCGAGGGAAAGUGUUUAUGCCAAGAAAGCAGCUUUGAUUUGAAAUUCCUGCCUGGAUUGUUUUUAUUGUUUUAUUGCCACUCUCCAUUAUUUGUUCUCUGCCCAGCACAAAAUUGAACCCAACCCAAGUUUUUUUUUUGUCUGUGUAAUCCUCCUGAGAGUGUCACACCUUGGUAUUUAAAUGUGUCACCUCCACAACGCUUCCAGGAGUGUUCCCAGCCUGGGGAUCCUGUGGGAUCUGCAGGAGCUGAUGAGAAAUGCUGGAAAUGUGGUGCAGUUUAUGUGUCCACGUUCACUGGAAUGGCUUUGGUGUCUCUGCUGGAGUUCCCAGAUCAGGCAGAUGGAGCUCACGAGCAAUUUGGACAUCCCAAAAACAUUUGGAUCAUCAAUCCCCCCACCCCUGUGUGUGUGUGUGUGAUGCAUCCCAGGAGUUCUGGAACCCUGUGGGGAAGAUGAAGAAUCAUUUCUGUUAUGAUUUAUGUCUGUUUCUAAAUGAGUGUUUUUGUUCCAAUUUUAAAAUUAACAAAGGCAGGAAUUCCCCCACCUCUACUUUUAAAGAAUACCAGCUCUUCCCUGUGUGUAAAGACCGGUUUUUAAUCACUUUAUUCAUAUCAGCAAGGCCCAGUUUUCAGUAGUUUACACUUCUAAUGGACAACGAUACAGAAUUUGCAAUUGCAUGAACAUAAUUAACCUGGACACAUCCACGACACGGGGGAGGGACUGCGGAGACGUCCUGGCCGCGCUCCCGUUGGGCUGGCACAACCCCAGGGCCCCGUGGUGGCUUGGGGACAGAGCCCAGGGGCUGGGACAGAGCCCAGGGACAGGGACAGAGCCCAGGGACAGGGACAGAGCCCAGGAGCUCGGCUGAGGCUCCCCUGUGCCCCCAGCACCCCGGGCUCCGCGGGCAGCGCCGGUUUCGCUCCGCUCCACACCUGGCCUGGGCGUGCGAUUUGAGGAUGGGCUUGUGUUCUUUAGGGAUCAAAAGGUCUUGGGGACAACACUCUCCAGACAAGGGUUUCAAAUGUUGGUGUUCUGAUGGGGAGAAGAUUUUAAAAAAUGAAGGCUUUUUGUUUUCUUAGGGGUGGGGGAAAUACGGUAUUGCAUAAUUGAGGGAAUCGAUGCUCUUGUAUUCCGAGAUCCGGGUGAAAUUCCAGCUGUGCCGUGGGUUUAGGAGCUGGGAUUUGAUCGUUCUCUGAGCAGGUGCUGGGAGAACUGCCUUGUUCUGUGAUUGUUUACACAUCUUAAACCCCAAACCCCUCCGUUUUCCUCUAAGCCUGCCGUGUGAAAUGAUGAGAAAUAAAUUAUUCACCACAAGAACACUGAUACUACAGCACAGCUUGUAUUGCUUUCUCAAAAAAAGAAAUGUCAUUGUGACUCUUCUGCCUUCAGAAAAUGGAUAAAGCAGAGAGUGCUCGUGCUGAGGGAGGACGGAGAGUCCUGGGGAGGUGAGGAUGGCCAGAAAUUCUCCUGUCACCUGCAGGAAUUUGGGGUUUUUGUGCCCCAAAGGCUGACACUGCUCACAGGUUCCAAGGCUUAGGUUUAUACACAGUGAUCUCUUUGUGCCACCUGAAAUUCAUUGUCAUUUACAGUGCCAGCAGCAUUGGAAAAACACCCAUCCUGCUCCUGGAUUUCCUGAAAAAAAAAAAACCACCUCAUUUCCAAACCUGGCUUGUAUUUGAUUCUGACUUUAUUAUUGCUUAAAAG
Molecule: messenger RNA, 3394 nt
Organism: Poecile atricapillus (Black-capped chickadee)
Lineage: Eukaryota; Metazoa; Chordata; Aves; Passeriformes; Paridae
Gene: B3GALNT1
Product: beta-1,3-N-acetylgalactosaminyltransferase 1 (globoside blood group)
Exons: 3
Coding region: 456-1442 (328 amino acids)
Cellular component (GO): membrane
Molecular function (GO): N-acetyl-beta-D-glucosaminide beta-(1,3)-galactosyltransferase activity
Source: RefSeq, a predicted model, not a curated record